Messenger RNA from Zea mays, 1526 nucleotides. RefSeq lists its product as uncharacterized. The record is from RefSeq and is a predicted model, not a curated record. NCBI's taxonomy places the organism in Eukaryota, Viridiplantae, Streptophyta, Magnoliopsida, Poales, Poaceae. Bases 425 to 1186 code for a protein of 253 amino acids. Gene Ontology annotation, biological process: response to auxin. The transcript is spliced from 2 exons.
UAUAAAGUUCAUAAAAUUAAUAAACGCCUGAAGAUUUUCAGAAGAAAAACUUCAUCGUAUAUGUUUUAUUUCAUCGGUUCAGAUAAUCAGUACAGUGCUGUUUUUGUAACGUAGUGUGCUAAUUAAUUAUUCCUUCUUAGUUUCGAAGGCACCACUAGUGUAGUGUAGCUGUGUAGGCCGGUUUGGCACCAAAGAAAAAAGUUUGAUCAAGGUAGAGUAGCUUAGACGGAUGGAUCAUCAGAUAGAUAAAUAAGCUGUAGCAUUCUUGAGCCACACGCCGGUGAUUAUUCAGCCAUGUUAAAAAUAACACGCGGCGAAGGAAUCUUUUUGUUUGUUUGUUUGUUUGUUUAUCCAUGUUACCCCUGAUCGAUGUAGUACGAAUAACGAGCAUGGCGUGAUUAUAUAUAAUCUUCCCACCUCCUGCAUGCGAGACUCUCUCCACCCCUUUCCCUUAGUUUCGUCUCAAAAUUCUCACCAAGCUCUUGAGAGAUCCAAGAAGCCAUCUCUACGAAGGUGUACGGUGGCUGUCGUCAUGGGCGACGACGACGGCGCGAAGGCUGCGACGGGCGCCAAGCAGAUGGUGCGGCUGCGAGAGCUGCUGCACAAGUGGCAGCACCUGAUGGCGCUGGCGGAUCAGAAGCAGCAGCGGGAGGAGGAGGAGGAUGACCACGCCGCCGGCGGCGGCGUGCCGGAGGAGGCAGUGGCGCCGGCGAUCCCGCCGCUCGUGGUGCGGCGUCUGCGGCGCACGGAGACGGCGGAGUCCGUGUCGGACGACGAGAGCUGCGGCCACAGCCCGGAGCCGCCGCCGCCGCCGCCGGACGUUCCCCGGGGCUACUGCCCCGUGUACGUGGGUGCCGAGCAGCGGCGGUUCGUGAUCCCGACCGGCUACCUGGCGCACCCCGUGUUCCGGCUCCUGCUGGAGAAGGCCGAGGAGGAGUUCGGGUUCCAGCACCAAGGCGCGCUCGCCAUCCCCUGCGAGACGGAGGCCUUCAAGUACAUCCUCCAGUGCGUCCAGCGCCACGACAGGCGUGGCGACGACGGUUCUCAUUCAGUUCAGGCGGUCGUUCUCGUUCCCGAUAGAGACAGACAGAGCCAUGCAUGCAUUUCUGACGCCUCUCCCUCCCCCCUUGAAUUCUUGCAGAAGCGGCGAACCAAGAACCGGCAAUGCAUCGUGCUUAGACCCUAGACUAGACGGUACGUGUUGCGCUGUUGCAGUGUGAUGUACAAUGUUUGUAUUUCUCUCUCUCUUUUUUCGUUUUCAUAUUACUCCCUCCGUUUCUUUUUAUUUGUCGCUGGAUAGUACAAAAUUACACUAUCCAGCGACAAAUAAAAAGAAACGGAGGGAGUAUUUCUGAAGAAAAGGGAUUCCGUUGUAUUGUAUUGUAUGAUGGCUAGCAGUGUGUGUGCGUCCAAGACAUUGUUGUAAUAAGGCCAAGGAUUCAGAUUGUUCUGUCAGUGUGUAGGCAACUCACAAGUAUUUGGACGUGAACUCAGUUAUUAUUAUUACUCUACGAUGGUAGAUUAUC